AUGGCAAUGGGUAAAAUAAGUGAAUUCGAUAUACAUUCUGGAAAUUGGACUUUGUACACGGAACGUUUGGAGAUGUAUUUCAAAGUGAACGGAAUACAACGCGACUUGUGGUUGCCAACAUUGAUAGCAGUCAUGGGCGAUGCGGCGUACGAACUAUUAAGUAACUUGAUCAGCCCACGUAAGCCAUCGGAAGGAACAUACGAAGCAGUGGUAAAUUUAUUAAGAAAUCAUUUGCAACCAAAACGGUCGGUAGUGGCGGAAAGAUAUUAUUUCAGACUACGAAGACAGUUAAAAAGUGAAAGUGUACUACAAUAUAUAUCAGAAUUAAAAAAACUAACUAAAUAUUGUGAGUUCGGUGCCAUGCUCGAAGAGAGUUUGAGAGAUCAGCUCGUUUGUGGACUGACGAGUGAUGUAAUCCGGCAACGACUUUUUGCGGAGGACGGGCUGGAUUACGCGAAGGCAGUUAGAAUAGCCUGUGCGUUGGAGGCAGCAGAACGGGAUGCGGCCGCGGUGGAGCUGAUGGACAGCAGGGUAGGCGCGCCAGCGGGAACCAGUGCCGUAAUGGCGAUCAAACAAGCUGUGGGGGGUGACCGGAACGGCGGCAGUCAGCGGCAGAAUAAUUACAUACCGGUUCAGAGUGGAAAUAAUGCUCGGCAAUGCUAUGCUUGUGGGGGCACAGAUCACUGGAAGAGCACAUGUCGGUUCAGGAAUUACACCUGUGGCCGAUGUAAGCAAAUAGGCCAUCUUAGAAGAAUGUGUUCUAAGGGAGCGAAGAGCAAGGGAGGCCAGAAUAACCGGGAUAGAAUUUUCCACGUCCAGGAAGCGCAGACUACCUCGGAGGCGAAGUCGGAUAGCAGCAAUACGGACUUGGAGGAAGAGAUACAUCAGUUAUGUUUAAAUAGUUAUAAACCGGUAAGAGUAUCUUUGUUAAUAGACAAUGUUAAUAUAGAGAUGGAGAUAGAUACCGGUUCGGCUAUAUCGUGUAUCAGUAAACUAACAUAUGAAAGAUAUUUCAAAAAUCGACCGCUAGAAAAAAUAGAUUUGUAUUUAAAAUUCUAUGAUGGUAGCCGAAUAAAACCGGUUGGCGUCAUUAGACCGAUGGUCCGAUAUGGGGGAAAAAGUAAAAAUUUAGAGUUAUUGGUUAUCGAAGGGGGUACUACGUCGUUAUUAGGUAGACAAUGGCUGAGUGACUUAAAAAUUAAAAUACCAUGUUUUAUGAAGUCAUGCAACAAUGUGUCAAUAUUAUCACAAAAUAGUAAUAGUAAUAAUAGUAAUUUACUAUCUGUACUCGACAGAUAUAAGGAAUUAUUCGAUGGCAAGCUGGGUCGGUUCACGGGGGGCAAGGCGACGCUGCGGCUGCGGGAGGGGGCGGCGCCGGUGUACUACCGCGCGCGACCGCUGCCUUACGCGCUGCGCCCCGCUGUCGACGCGGAGCUAGACUCCAUGCUGCGCGAAGGAAUCAUCAGACCGGUCGACAGCUCGGACUGGGCUACUCCCUUGGUACCCGUGCGUAAGGCGGACGGUGGGCUACGCCUCUGUGCGGAUUACAAGGUGACUUUGAAUCCAGUACUAUUAGUAGACAGAUUUCCAUUGCCGCGGAUAGAUGAUCUCUUAGUGGGGUUAAACGGGGCUAAGGUAUAUUCGAAAAUUGACUUAUCACAGGCCUAUAAUCAGAUUGAGCUAGACGAUUCCAAGGAAAUUACGGUAAUUAACACGCAUAGGGGUUUAUAUGUAUAUAACAGAUUAGUAUAUGGUCUAUCGUCAAGUCCGGGCAUUUUCCAGCGUAUUAUGAUGAAUCUUUUUAAUGAUAUUCCGAAUGUGGAAAUAUUCUUAGACGAUAUAAUAAUAGGUACCCCUGAUGAAAAAUCACAUUUAUUCACUUUAAAUAAGGUUUUAAAUAAGUUACACUCCCACGGACUGAAAUUAAAAAAGAGUAAAUGCCAAUUCAUGAUGGAGGAAGUAAAAUAUCUAGGAUAUGUUAUUUCAAAAGACGGGUUUAAGGUAGAUCCCGAGAAAAUGGAGGCAAUUAGAAAACUUCCUCACCCGUCUGAUAUAUCCGAAUUACGUUCAUUCUUAGGGUUUGUCAAUUUUUAUUCAAAAUUUAUUAAAAACAUAAGUUCUAUUUUAGUUCCCUUAUAUUGGUUACUAAAAAAAGGGGUCACGUGGGAGUGGACGAAGGAGUGUGAAGCGGCCUUCACAGAAAUUAAAUCUAUUCUUAUGAGCGGCAGAGUAUUAGCACAUUACGAUCCCGAUAAGCCCUUAUAUUUAACGUGUGACGCGAGUGCGCGCGGUAUAGGCGGAGUGCUCACACAGAGGGACGGCGCGAGCGGGACGGAACGACCGGUAGUGUUUGUAUCGCGGGCGCUGUCCGACGCGGAGAAACAUUAUGCACAAAUUGAUCGGGAGGCUUUAGCGAUCGUAUUUUGUUUGCAAAAACUUCAUCAGUACGUGUACGGGCGGCGUUUUAUACUACGCACCGAUCACAAGCCACUCGUUAGUAUUUUCGGCCCAAAACAUGGUAUUCCGGCGAUGGCUGCUAGUAGACUGCAACGUUGGGCUAUAAAAAUCGCGGCGUAUUCUUAUGAAAUUGAGUAUGUAAAUACCAAAGAUAACGCAGCCGAUGGAUUGUCGAGAUUACCCAUUCAAUCAAAGUUCCCUUCAAGCCUCCCGGAGCAAACAUAUCUACAUUUUGCACAUAAUGCCUUACUAAUGGAUCAUAGUGAGAUAAAAUUGCAAACUCAACGGGAUUCAAUCUUGAGUAGAAUAUUAUGUUAUAUACGUGAUGGCUGGCCAUCGGUUAAUGAAGUUAGAACAAUCCAACCAUUUUUCAAUCGAAAAACUGAGCUCUAUGAGGAGUUAGGCUGUAUUAUGUGGGGCCAUCGAGUGGUGGUGCCCGAAUGUUGUAGAAGUGUCGUGUUAGCGGAAUUACACGAGCCGCACAUGGGUAUAGUAAAGACCAAGGCCUUGGCACGAAGUUACGUGUGGUGGCCCGGCAUAGAUGAAGCGAUUGAACAACAAUGUCGUAUGUGUAAUACGUGCGCGGCUGAGGCGGACGCACCACCUCGGCACGCGCCCACUCCGUGGCCGUGGCCAACUCGACCGUGGUCCAGAAUACAUAUGGAUUUUUUGGGUCCCAUUAAUAAUAAAAUUUACUUAGUAAUUGUGGAUGCACAUACAAAGUGGUUAGAAGUAUUUCAAGUUCCCAGUACUGCGGCAGUACAUUGUAUAGCCAAGUUAAGCGAGUUAUUUGCGAGAUGGGGUAUUCCGAAACAAAUAGUCUCUGAUAACGGACCUCCGUUUUCAAGUUACGAUUUUGAAGCAUUCACUAAAAGUUUAGGUAUUAUUCAUUUGCAUACGGCUCCGUACCAUCCAGCUUCUAAUGGAGCCGCAGAAAAUGCCGUUCGUACGAUUAAAAGAGUGAUAAAAAAGGCCUUACGAGACGGGACGGAUAUAAAUUUAAGUAUAAAUUUUUUUUUACUACACUAUAGAAAUAUCGCACAUUGUACUACGGGAGAAUGCCCGGCGUCGUUAAUGUUAGGUCGUAGAUUGCGGACUAAGCUGGAUGUCUUGAGACCUAAUUUAGAAAACAAGUUAUCUCAGGCUCGUCAACGCAAACAGCAGCGAGAAGGGGUUGCGUUGGAAAUAGAACGUAAAUUAAAACCGGGAGAUGAGAUAUGGUUACGACAAUAUAGUGGAGCACAUAAGUGGCUACCAGGAACAGUGACAGAACGUUUAGGUACAACUGAUUAUAAGGUUUGUGAUACGUCGGGUAGGGAAUCACAUAGACAUAUCGAUCAAUUAAAAAGGAGAUCAAGGUCGUCUGUAAUUGGUACAUCGUCUUUACCAUCCGACGAGGGAGCAGCUGGCGACUGGCCUGAGGGUAGUAAUGAGAACCCGGGUAGAUAUUCGGUUGACAAAGAAGAUAGGGAGCUUAAAGAUACGAAUACGAUGGAUAGAAUCGGUGAGCUUGAGAAAGAAGGAAGGGUCCCCUCCCCAGUAGCAGUCGACGAAGAACCCAAAGCUGAAAAAUCCUCUAGUCCACCGACCCAGUCUCGCCGUCCUAUAAGGCAGUGUCGAUUGAAUAAACGCCUAAUUAAUUAA
Achroia grisella is the source of this 4101-nucleotide messenger RNA. RefSeq lists its product as uncharacterized. Lineage: Eukaryota; Metazoa; Arthropoda; Insecta; Lepidoptera; Pyralidae. Gene Ontology annotation, biological process: DNA integration. Gene Ontology annotation, molecular function: nucleic acid binding; zinc ion binding. Bases 1 to 4101 code for a protein of 1366 amino acids. The record is from RefSeq and is a predicted model, not a curated record. The transcript has a single exon.